AUGUCAAAAAAGCAAGAGAAACUGACACAAGAGGAGAUAUGGGAUGACUCUGCCCUGAUUGACUCUUGGAACGAAGCCCUACAAGAGUACAAGAAAUAUCACAGCAUUCAUGCUAAGGGCGGAAGUGUACGGGAGCUGGAGCCUCAAAAUCAGGCGGAGGCGGAGGCGGAGGCUGAGUCUGGAUCUGAGCAACCCCAAGUUACAGAAACAGAAGAGAUUGAGUUGGAAUCGGGAGCAGCAGAACAAAACAAGGAGAUCCCAUCAUCGCGCAAUGAGUCUAAGGAGCCAAUCGCGUCCCAAGGGACUCCCUCAUUUCCUGUACAAACCGUCCUAGGUUCCGUCCAGGACGAAAGCCUCAAGAAACUCCUUAUGUCAUGGUACUAUGCUGGGUACUACACAGGGUUGUACGAAGGGCAACAGCAAGCUCAGCAGAAGUAG
This is a messenger RNA of Fusarium fujikuroi IMI 58289, 438 nucleotides long. RefSeq lists its product as uncharacterized. The transcript is spliced from 5 exons. NCBI's taxonomy places the organism in Eukaryota, Fungi, Ascomycota, Sordariomycetes, Hypocreales, Nectriaceae. The coding region runs from base 1 to 438 and encodes 145 amino acids. The record is from RefSeq and is a predicted model, not a curated record.